GGUGGGCUUCCUCUGCCUGUAGACCCCCGGAGCCAGGCUGCAGAGGAGCUCUGCCUCCAAGUCCCAGCCCCUCUCAGAGGAGGCGGGCGGCCCUCUGCAGCCAGAGGCUUCUCAGCUCGGAGCUCCAGAGCCAGAUGUAACAUUGACCUUAAAUGGUAAAAGCUCCCCAGAGUGAAGAGAGGCUGGCCAGAGGAGGAAAGGGGAAUAACUCAGUUUUAGAUGUGAAGCCCAUGGCCAGGCCAGGACUGUGUCUCCUUGACUUGCAAGAGGCCAGCUGGGGGAUUCUGAGCCACCAAGUAUGAACUGCAGAACAUCUGGGCCAUGGUUGGGUCCUGAUGCCAUGGCUGAGAGAACUCAGCUGCCUACUCUGAGCAUGGGAAGGAUCGUAUGGAGUGCCUGCUGUAUGCCAGCACCUUGCAUGCACUUCCUGAUUUAAUCCUCGCGACAACCCUAAGAGCCUGCGGAGCCCAGGCCUCUUGGAGCAUCUUUGGGGCUGACGCAGCAGAGGUUCCGGGCACACGGGGCCACUCCAGCCAGGAGGUUGCCAUGCCCCACAUUCCCGAGGACGAGGAGCCCCCCGGAGAGCCACAGGCAGCCCAGAACCCUGCCAGUCAAGACCCUCCCUCUGCAGAAAUAUUUCACAGUCCACCUACAAUUGUCCUGACUGGGGAUGCCAGUUCACCUGAAGGAGACGCUGACAAAAACCUGGCCAACAGAGCUCACAGUCCCCACAGGAGGCUGUCUCACCGGCACCUGAAGGUGUCCACGGCUUCACUGACUUCUGUAGACCCUGCGGGGCAUGUCAUUGACCUGGUAAAUGACCAGCUGCCAGACAUCAACAUCUCAGAAGAGGACAAGAAAAAAAAUCUGGCCCUGUUGGAAGAAGCCAAGUCAGUGAGUGAGCGAUUCUUAACCCGCCGUGGGAGGAAGUCCAGGAGCAGCCCUGGAGACUCCCCAUCAGCCGUUUCCCCGCGCCACAGCCCAGGAGCUUCUCCCACACACUCUAGGAGCAGCUCACUUACAGUCCCCACCCCACCAGGUUUGGAUGUGUGUGGUGGCUCACAGUCCCCUCUGCCAGGAGCACCACCACAGCAGAAGGAAGAUGAAGUCGCUGUCUCUGAACCUCACCUUGUCGAGCCUAAUGUUCCCAAAGGGCUAGCUGACCGGAAGCAGAAUGACCAGAGGAAAGUGUCUCAGGGCAGGCUGGCCCCUCGCUCUCCCACAGUCGAGAAGUCCAAAGAGCUUACAAUAGAACAAAAGGAAAACUUUGAUCCCCUUCAGCACCCUGACGCUACACCCAAGGGCCCAACUUCUGGCACAAGCAACAGUGGGAAAAUGGCCCUGAACAGCCCCCAGCCUAGCCCUGCGGAGAGCGAGCUGGGGAGGCAGCUCCUGAAGACAGCCAGGGAGGGCAACCCUCUGCCCAGAAGUCCAGCCCAGGGCUCAGGAGGGGUGGCUUCACCAGCUCCCCAGGGAAAAGGUUCAGCUGGAGAGCCCCAGGGAUCCAAGUUUGGCUCCAAAGCUGAGCUGCGUCCCCCUGUGUCCCGGCCACCCCUGAUACGGGGGCUGUCCUGGGACAGUGGCCCCGAAGAGCCAGGGCCCCGACUGCAGAAAGUGCUUGCCAAGCUGCCUCUGGCAGAGGAAGAGAAGCGGUUUCCAGGCAAAGCCAGUGGCAAGCUGGCCAAGACUCCUGGGCUUAAAGACUUCCAGAUACAAGUACAGCCCGUGCGGAUGCAGAAACUGACCAAACUCCGUGAGGAACACAUCCUGAUGAGAAAUCAGAACCUGGUGGGGCUCAAGCUUCCUGAGCUGAGUGAAGCGGCUGAGCAGGAGAAAGGGCUCCCUUCUGAACUCUCCUCAACUAUUGAGGAAGAAGAGUCCAAGAGUGAUUUGGAUGUCAUGCCCAAUAUUUCUGAUGUGCUGCUGCGCAAAUUGCGAGUCCACAAGUCCCUCCCUGGAAGCACCCCUCCACUCACUGAAAAGGAAGUUGAGAACGUGUUUGUACAACUGUCCUUGGCCUUUAGAAAUGACAGCUACACCCUGGAAUCUAGAAUUAACCAGGCUGAAAGGGAACGAAACCUGACAGAGGAGAACACCGAAAAGGAACUGGAAAACUUUAAAGCUUCCAUUACGUCCUCAGCACCACUCUGGCACCACUGUGAGCAUCGUGAGACCUACCAGAAGCUGCUGGAGGACAUCGCGGUCCUGCACCGCCUGGCUGCCCGUCUCUCCAGCAGAGCUGAGGUGGUGGGGGCCGUCCGUCAGGAAAAGCGCAUGUCAAAAGCAACAGAAGUGAUGAUGCAGUAUGUGGAGAAUCUGAAGAGGACCUACGAGAAGGACCAUGCAGAACUCAUGGAGUUUAAAAAACUUGCAAAUCAGAAUUCAAGCCGCAGCUGUGGCCCCUCUGAAGACGGGGUCCCUCGCACAGCGCGGUCCAUGUCCCUCACAAUGGGAAAGAACAUGCCCCGCCGGAGGGUGAGUGUUGCUGUGGUUCCAAAGUUUAAUGCCCUGAAUCUGCCUGGCCAAUCUACCAGCUCAUCACCCAUCCCUUCCUUACCCGUCCUGUCGGAAUCACCCAAUGGGAAAGGCAACCUACCUGUCACCCCAGCACUGCCUGCACUUUUGGAAAAUGGAAAGACAAAUGGGGAGCCAGAUUGUGAAGCCUCUGCUCCUGUGCCACCCCCGGGCUGCCUGGAGGAGAUCAGCCAAGAGACCAAGGCCAGGGUGGAGGAAGAAGCCUACAACAAGGGAUACCAGGAAGGUCUAAAGAAGACCAAAGAACUUCAAGAGCUGAAGGAAGAGGAGGAAGAACAGAAGAGCGAGAGUCCUGAGGAACCUGAGGAGAUAGAAGAAACUGAAGAAGAGGAAAAGGACCAGAGAAGCAGCAAACUUGAAGAAUUGGUCCACUUCUUACAAGUCUUGUAUCCCAAACUGUGUCAGCACUGGCAAGUGAUCUGGAUGAUGGCUGCAGUGAUGCUGGUCUUGACUGUUGUGCUGGGACUCUACAAUUCCUAUAAUUCUUGUGUGGAGCAGGCCGAUGGGCCCCUUGGAAGAUCCACUUGCUCAGCAGCCCAGAGGGACUCCUGGUGGAGCUCAGGACUCCAGCAUGAGCAGCCUACAGAGCAGUAGGAAACCUGAUUCCUAGCCAAUGCCCUGCUCCAGGACAUCAGCCCACCACCUCAUCCCCAAGUCUAGUGCAUCAGGUUCUGGUGUGGAUGUACUGCCACCCCUCCCAUUUGGGGAUGAGGAGGACUUCUUUUCACACUUGGCACCACUGUGGGAAUUAUUCAGACACAGUACCUUGCUGUUCUUGGAGGAUCAACAAACCUGCUUGGAAAAGCAUAUGGUGGAUAAAAAAGUGACUGUCACCAAGGAAGUCUGGCAAAGGGAAGGUGUCCUGACCCUAGCUCACCUUCACUGGGGGACAGUAAGAAGCUCACUCUCCCCUUUUCCUUUCAGCAGUUGGGUACCAGGAAGAAAUAUACUUAACAGCUAGCAUUGGCCCUAAGAGUCAGACCUGGAAUAUGGAGUCACAUGUGAAUAUCUUUCCAAUUCCCAUCUCAUUUUCCAUGACUAUCCUUUGGCCUCCCUUUCUCCCCUUCAGAAUCAGUUUCUUUUCACAGAGUAGGAUUCUCAGAAAAAUGUACAGGCCAAAUUUAGCUCAGUGCUUAUAAUGAAAUGGGAAGAUAAAAAUUUAGGUCUGUGCAUCCGUACACAAACACAACACACACAACACGCAUGUGCACAAAGCCAACAACCCUCCAAAAGUGUGCUCUGAAGAAAUAAGAUGCGUGUCAAGCCAACCCAUAGAUUUUCACUAAGUGUGGGGCAGUCACAGCACCCGUAUAGUGAACUAUCCACAUGGACUGAAGAUGUUUGAAAAACACUGAAAACUUGUGGCUUCAAUGGCAGACUUGCUGGUCUCCAUAUCAGAUGCCAAUUCUAAGCUGCUGCACAGCACAGUCUGUUUCCUAUUAGUUCUCUCCCUUUGAAGGAUUUAAACCACCUCUCAGGUGAGCAAGGAGAAAUGGUGUGCUUUCAGCUUCAGGCUCUCACUCUGAGUGUGUCCACACGCAAGGGGGAAAUUGCACGUUAGGGUUUCAGUUCAAAUGGAAUUUCCAACCCUAGCAUAUGCUCCAGAGCAUUCCCAAUUGUUCAGUACAGAGCUGAAGGAGCAAAUCUCCAAUUUGACAUCUCUCCCCACCUUUUCAGCCUCUGCCUUCAUCAGCCUUCAUCAGUUUGGUGGUGGGGGGUGGUGGGGUUUGGCUUCUGUAUGGGUGGUUGCUUUGGGUUUUGUUUGCUAUCAUUUACUUUUAUGGCCAAAACUCAUAUAGAACUUACUCUGAGCCAAGAACUAUUCUCAGUAUUAUAUGAGUAUUAAUUCAUUUAGUCCUCAAGGGAAAAAAAAAAACCCUGAGGUGGAGAUCAUUCUUUCUGUUUUCAGAUAAAGAAGCUAAAGCACAAAAAAGAUAAAGACAAGUAACUUGUUAA
This is a messenger RNA of Sciurus carolinensis (gray squirrel), 4491 nucleotides long. RefSeq names its product inositol 1,4,5-triphosphate receptor associated 1 (gene Irag1). The transcript has 22 exons. Bases 388 to 3129 code for a protein of 913 amino acids. NCBI's taxonomy places the organism in Eukaryota, Metazoa, Chordata, Mammalia, Rodentia, Sciuridae. The record is from RefSeq and is a predicted model, not a curated record.